AAACAUCAAAUGAACAUGGCUGCAGAAGCUCAUGGUCUAAAAGGCAGCGUUAUGAGAAACGCUGCUCCCUCUCAGCACAUCAAACCCUGUCCAGCUCCUCCAGGCUCUUCACUGGACUUCACUGGACUUCACCAAAACAAAACCAUGGACCCUUGUACGGCUCUUGCUGUCGGAACAGGAGCCGUGGUCGCUGUGGUCGGGGCCCCUCUGGUUCUGGGAGCCGUAGGUUUCACCUCGGCUGGGAUCACAGCAGGCUCCUACGCUGCCACCAUGAUGUCCGCCGCGGCCGCGGCCAACGGGGGGGCGGUGGCCGCAGGCAGCACCGUGGCUGUUAUGCAGGCUGCAGGUGCGGCUGGUCUGUCUGGAGCUGCUACUGCGGCUGUGGCCGCCACCGGAGCAGCGGUGGGAUAUCUGACUAACCUUUGUGAUUCCCCCAUUUGAGGAAAUCACUUCUUCAGUUGGAUCAUUGGGCCUCAUUCACCAAUAUGUCAUUUCUUACAUUUGCUCUUAAGAAAGUUCCUAAGAAAAGUCUACGUGUGAUUCAUGACGUGUUUCUAAACAGCGGAAUUGUUCGCAGGUGCGGCCUUAGAAUGAUGAAUCCCAUUUUAUUGUAAAGCAAAUUAAAUCAACGUUUGUUUUUUAAAGUCACACAACUGUAGUGUUCAAUAAAUUGAUGGAACCUGUCAAA
Molecule: messenger RNA, 688 nt
Organism: Gasterosteus aculeatus aculeatus (three-spined stickleback)
Lineage: Eukaryota; Metazoa; Chordata; Actinopteri; Perciformes; Gasterosteidae
Source: RefSeq, a predicted model, not a curated record